AUGGCGACAGACCAGAACCAAGAUCAACGGGAGGUUCUUGACGACAAAGUGGAAAGGAGCGGCAUGAUGGAUGGUCCCGAUGGUACAGAGGUUGACCAUGACGACAACCAGAAAUGCCCCGCGAUGGAGAUCAAUCAGAAGAAGCCCGAGCCCCUUGGAUUUCUUGAUUUGCCUGCGGAGAUCAGAAACAAGAUCUAUCAGCUUGCCCUGGUUGACAGGUUUUACGCACGCUUGAUCACCAACCUCACCCCGCCAGCCCUGACCCUAGUGAACAGGCAAAUCCUUGCCGAGGCUCUUCCGAUCUACUACGCUGGGAACAACUUUUAUCUCCUGCUUUGGGCAACGGAUGAUGGUCUCAGUGACCAAGACCCUGUCCUCUUCCACCGCUUCACCCAAAUGAUGGAGUACUUCGGACGGCGGACAACCUCUCCCACGGACGAGAGUCCCAUGCGAUACAUCAUGAACAUAGUCGUCCAGAUCAACCCCUCCACAUACGGCGAUCCUCCGCGCUACAGCAAAGUCUACAGCACAGUUGUGGACGACGUAGAUCCAGAGACGGCCGCCAACCAAACGUACAGCAGUCUGUGCAUCCGAAGCGAGAAACAGCGCAUACCCUUCACAUCUGAUUCUGCAACCGAGAAAGGACCCUUCGACCCUACCAAAUACCGGUGGAUUGUCAAGAAUGUGACAUUCGGAAGCAGAGAUAAAUUGGGAGGCAGAGACAGAUUCCGCAGCGUGAAGGAGGCUUCUGACCUCGUCAACAUGAGCUUCACCGGGAGCGCCCAGCCUAUUGAGAAGGCAAUCGGAAUUGAGUACUACUUAGGCUGA
Messenger RNA from Diaporthe citri, 828 nucleotides. RefSeq lists its product as uncharacterized. Lineage: Eukaryota; Fungi; Ascomycota; Sordariomycetes; Diaporthales; Diaporthaceae. The record is from RefSeq and is a predicted model, not a curated record. Bases 1 to 828 code for a protein of 275 amino acids. The transcript has 4 exons.